AUGUUGAGGCAUCAAAAAAUAUAUGGAUUAUUGUUAUCACUAUUUUUUCUUCUGAGUUACAAUGGGGUUCAAGGAGAAACAAAGUUAUCCAAACUGGAAGACAUAGAGAUGGAGAAACAACUUAAACUUUUGAACAAAUCGGCCGUCAAAACAAUUAAGACUAUAUACGGAGAUACAUAUGAUUGUGUGGAUUUUUAUAAACAACCGGCAUUCGAUCAUCCGUUAUUGAAGAAUCAUAAUUUUCAUCCUCAGAUGAAACCUACUUUGAAGAGAACAAAGCAAAAUGCAAGUAACUCAUCAACUAGUUCGUCAUCGUCGAGGAUAUGGCGAAAUGGUAAAGGUUGUCCCUCUGGAACAGUCCUAAUUAGAAGAAUUACAAAAGAUGAUCUUAUAAGACAAAAAAAUAUGCCACCACCAGAAGAUGUCACAUUUGAUACUCAAUUGACUAACAACAAUAGUGUGAGUGAGCCAACAGGAAUGUACGGAUCUUCAGGAUACAAGGUUGCAAUAGCUCGGACCAAAAAUUAUCCUGAAAACAAAUUUAGUGGAGCUGGAAUGGCAGCUAGUAUAUGGAAUCCUCCUGUUAAAGAUGGACAACAUAGUGCAUGUCGACUGAAAAUUCAAAAAGGAUCUGAUAUUUUACAAGUUGGUUGGAGAGUGGACCCAACACUCUAUGGGGAUAACAAAACUAGGCUUUUCAUACAUUUUCAAGCCGGAAAUAAUCAUUGUUUCAAUACAUUAUGUCCUGGUUUUAUUAUAGUAAAUACUGAGGUACCUCUUGAUAAGACAUUUCAACAUAAUUCACAACGAGGAGAGACUUCAUGGGAAGACACAAUGGCUAUCGCUCGGGAUCAAGCCAACGGAAAUUGGUGGCUUUUUAUGGAAGAAAAUCAUAUUCAAAUUGGUUUUUGGCCUCAAAGGAUCUUUACUGAGUUGACUAGCUUUGCCACAAACGUUGAAUGGGGAGGAGUGGUAUAUAGUCCACCAGGUGUACCUGAACCUCCUAUGGGAUCCAAUUUUUUUCCUGUGUUAGACUCUGAUUAUGAUGCAUAUUGUAGGGCUAUUACAGUGACAAAUGAUAAAGGUGAGACCAUAGACCCAACUGAAACAACCACAUUUGUCAACAAUCCUGAUAUGUAUUUUGUUUUCGAUGUACAUAAUUUUAAGCAUCAUCAUUUUGUACUCUAUGGAGGACCUGGUGAUCAGAUACAAGUUUAG
This is a messenger RNA of Solanum stenotomum, 1218 nucleotides long. RefSeq lists its product as uncharacterized. The record is from RefSeq and is a predicted model, not a curated record. Lineage: Eukaryota; Viridiplantae; Streptophyta; Magnoliopsida; Solanales; Solanaceae. Bases 1 to 1218 code for a protein of 405 amino acids. The transcript is spliced from 8 exons.